CUUCAACUAGUUAGAAUCGGUCUUUCAACUUGUUAGCCUCAAUUAUCCAUUCUAUUAUCAAUAUUUUUCAUUCUUAAAGCGUUUUUUCCUAUUUUUAUUAUAAAAAGUAAAAUUUACUUGUAUUUUUUUUGAACAACGUAUAAGAGUGGGUCGACUCACCCCGCCCCGUACCGGCACGAGUUUUACCCGCCCGACCUAUAGUAGUGUAGGACGGACCAUGGGAAUUAAGUUGCCCGCCCCGCAACAUUGCCAUCACUACUACUAGCGCGUCCUUAUGGAUUUCGCUGCUUUACGGUAACAUCCACUCUAUCAUUCUAUCACAAACAAUGGCGGCAGCUCUGAAGACAAUUACAACGCUGCCUCUCUUCUCAGUUCACGACCCUUUACCUCUUCCUUCCUCUUCUCGCCCUUCAAACAUUCAAUCCACUCCCAGACCGCUUCUUUCCCCUCCGUCAAUUAAACACUCCACCACCAGUUCCCUUUCCCUUCGCCGGAGCGGCCCAAUAAUUCCAAUCACAGCAGUCAAUCUCCCAACAUCGAGAGACCGGCGCCGGAGACCUCUCUGUUUAGUGCAAGAAGCGGCAGUGGAGACCGAGACUGAAACCGAAUCAGAGCAAACCCAGGCGGUGAACCAGAAGAGGAAGCUCUUCGUGCUCAAUUUGCCAUGGUCUCUAACCGUUGUGGACAUUAAAGAGCUCUUCGGCCAGUGCGGCACUGUCGCGGAUGUUGAGAUUAUAAAGCGAGCCAAUGGAAAGAGCAAGGGUUAUGCUUUUGUAACAAUGGCUUCUGGAGAGGAAGCUCAGGCUGUUGUAGAUAAAUUCCACUCUCAGGAUGUGUCUGGGAGAAUUGUUACAGUGGAGUUUGCUAAUGGACUUAAGAGGAAGCUUUCUCCAACGGAGACCCUUACUAGUAAAGAGACAUCUCACAAGCUUUACGCGUCAAACCUGGCCUGGAAAGUCAGAGGCAGCCAUCUCAGAGAGCUUUUCUCUGCUGAGUUCAAUCCGGUUUCAAGUCGAGUUGUUUUUCAAAGUAAUCCUGGAGGGAAGUCAGCUGGAUAUGGGUUCGUCUCGUUUGCUUCGAGGGAAGAGGCAGAGGCUGCACUCGCAGCUAUGGAUGGCAAGGAGCUCAUGGGUCGACCUAUUCGCCUGAAAUUCAGCAAUCCGAAAUCAGCUGAUGAGUCAGAAAGCCAGGAGCAAGAGACGGAGAGCUUGGAGGAGCAACCGAAGGUGGAGAACAACUCGGAGGAGCAACCUGUGGAUACAGUAUGAAUAUGGUUGUCCGUUUGGGAACAGUAAAACAGAAUUUUGAUGCAGUGGCCAAGUGUGGAAAGGAUUCAAGGCAUUUUCUGUGUGCCCUUGCUCCCAUUUUCUCUUUUACAUGGUGAGUUUUCCAAGCUAACACCUAUACUUCCACUCUUCUUUUCAUCCUGCUGUUACGAUGCUUGACCACAUAAGAACUUUUGGCGGAGUGGAGCUCACACUCCCAGUUUUCUCGUUUACGUUUAUAUAGCCAAAACUGCAUAACGGAAUACAGAUGUUUAGUGUAAGAAAAAGGCAGGGGCGGAGGCAGCUCUGGUGUAUUGGGUGAAUCGUUGGCAAAGUUGUCAAAUCGGUUUAUAUCAUUGCGUCGGUUUUGUAAAUGAAAUGAUUCUUUCGAUAGUACGACUUGUUUGUGUCCGUUCACGGCGUGAACGGGUUGCUGGAUGGUAGUCUUGCAAGAUAGUGUUGGCCUUAAUAAAAUUUCCCUUCUUACCCCAAGGUUUCAUGACAUUAAGAAAUUACACGGAACAAU
Messenger RNA from Linum trigynum, 1791 nucleotides. The record is from the annotation of a GenBank genome assembly. Lineage: Eukaryota; Viridiplantae; Streptophyta; Magnoliopsida; Malpighiales; Linaceae.